This is a messenger RNA of Pelmatolapia mariae (spotted tilapia), 5316 nucleotides long. Its product is annotated as inactive phospholipase C-like protein 2. Gene Ontology annotation, biological process: lipid metabolic process; release of sequestered calcium ion into cytosol; phosphatidylinositol-mediated signaling. Gene Ontology annotation, molecular function: phosphatidylinositol-4,5-bisphosphate phospholipase C activity. Lineage: Eukaryota; Metazoa; Chordata; Actinopteri; Cichliformes; Cichlidae. The record is from RefSeq and is a predicted model, not a curated record. The transcript is spliced from 12 exons. The coding region runs from base 829 to 4275 and encodes 1148 amino acids.
GACACUUACAUAGAGCUUGCACAUUAAUUCAUAACAAGGCUACUGAAAACAGUGGCAACUGUUCAGUAACUGCAGUAACAGGUUGUCCAAAAUGGCAAAAUGGGAGUUUCUCACAACCCAGAAGUUGUGAAUACGCAUAAAGCUGAUUAUUUCAAGCUGCCCUGGCUUACAAAAAACAAGUAUGAAACAAAAAGCGCAUUCUGUGAGCCUCGUUUCUUGGGAAGGACGAAAAAAGCAUAAAACCCCCCAAAACAAACAAACAAACAAACAAAAAAAACCCGCCCCCGAGAUUAUCGACACGUGACGACUUUAUUAGCGCGCGCACGUAUCUAGCUUCAAAGGAUCAAGUCUGGACACGAAAUAAAAACAAAUCAUAAAUGGUUUGCACAAUUGUGUGACACAGUGCUCUCAUUUAAGAUUUAGGACUCGGUGGAGGAGUAAGGGGAGGAGAUGGUGGUGGGCGUGGUGGAGAGGUGGGGCGGAGCGGGCCGGCCCAGCUGCAUCUAAAAUUUCCUGAACGCAAGCGCACAUCCAGCUGUCGGCGAGAUGUGAGAGCUGCAGUCGGCGAAGGUCUGAAGGUGUGUCUGUCACUGCUGUCCCUCCUGUCGCCUCCCCCCUCAGCGCGCGAGCGGCUGUGAGAAAAAGAAAGAGCACGAGUGAAACAGAGAGAGAGAGAAGUUUCCGCUGUCUUUAGGCGCACGGUCGCCGAUCGUUCACGUAACACGAUGGCACGGCUGUGUCAGUGUCUAUCGCUGUCGCUGUUGGAAGCUCGGCUGCUUUCAUGAAAGCUAGGAAAACGGAAAAAAACCCGAACCCGAAAGUGACACCAUGGCAGAAUUUGGAGAAAACAAGAGCGCCGUCGGUCCACCGGUUGCUGGCUGUAAAGCUGCGUCAGGGGGAACCGGAACGAGCCUGGAGACGCACCGAGGAGAGCCUGUGUCGAACGGCAGCUGCAGUGUGCCAAACGCCGGCAAGAAGGUCCAGAACGAGUCCAGCUGCGAGUCUCCGAAGUGGGAGAGCACGGGUCCAGACUCAGCUGCUAAACCAAUCCCUCGACGCAGCAGUCUGAUCAAGGAUGGAUCACGUGCUGGUCGGGAGAAGAAGAAGACGGUGUCCUUCAGCAGCAGUCUGUCAGAGAAAAAGAUCAGCAGUGCUUCUGAUUGCAUCCACUCGAUGGUUGAGGGGAGCGAGCUGAAGAAAAUCCGACCCAACUCCCGUGUUUAUCAGCGAUACUAUCUCCUUGAUGCCGGCCUCCAGGCUCUAUGCUGGGAGCCAUCCAAGAAGGAGUCAGACAAAGCUCGGAUCUCUCUCUCCUCUAUACGUGAGGUACGGACAGGUCGUAACACGGAGACCUUCCGCACCAGUGGAGUUUAUGACCAGAUUUCAGAGGACUGUGCAUUCUCCAUCAUCUAUGGAGACAUUUAUGAAAGCUUGGACCUGGUUGCCAACUCUGCAGAGGUGGCUAACAUUUGGGUUAUUGGCCUGAGGUAUCUGAUGCAGUAUGGGAAACAUACCCUCGACAUGCUUGCUAGCAGUCAGAACAGUCUUCGUCUUGGCUGGCUGGAGCAGUUGUUCUCCACUGCUGCUAACCAGGACACACGGGGAGACGUGACAGAAGGGAUUCAUUUGGAAUUGGCUAUGAAGCUAAUACAAGGCGUGAACCCCGGGGUGAACAGUGGCAAAGUGGAGCACAGGUUUAAGGAGCUUCAAAGACUCAGAGAGAGGAUGUGCGAGCUUACGAUAGAUAACGGAUCUGGACUUGAAGACUACAGCGAAAACAAAAAGCUAACUGCAAGAAAUGAGCGGGUCACCAAGCAGGAGUUCAUUGAGGUCUUCCACGACUUUUGCACACGUCCUGAGAUCUAUUUUCUCCUGGUGCAGUUCUCCAGUAACAAAGAGUUCCUGGACACCAAAGACCUGAUGAGGUUCAUUGAGGCUGAGCAGGGCAUGGCUCAAGUGAGUGAGGAAACCAGCCUGAAACUCAUCCAGGCUCAUGAGCCAUCGGAGAAGGGGCGGGAGCAGGGAUACCUGUCGUUGGACGGCUUCACCAGCUACCUCACUUCGGCGGAGUGCCACCUCUUUGACCAAGAGCAUAGCAUCAUAUGCCAGGACAUGACUCAGCCUUUGUCUCACUAUUAUAUCAACUCGUCCCACAACACCUACCUCAUCGAAGACCAGUUUCGAGGCCCCUCGGAUAUCUCCGGCUAUAUUCGUGCCCUCAAAAUGGGCUGCCGGUGCGUGGAGUUAGAUGUUUGGGAUGGUGCAGAUGAGGAGCCGCUGGUGUGUACUGGCCACAGCCUCUCCCCGCCGCUGUUGCUGCACUGUGUGUUAGAAGCAAUCGGAAGGUUUGCCUUCGCAGCAUCGGAGUACCCGUUAAUUCUGUGUGUUGAAAACCACUGUUCACGUCGACAGCAGAAAGUGAUGUGGCAGCAUCUCAUGAGGAUUUUAGGGGAGAGGCUGUACACAGAUCCUCCAGAUGAAGAGGCUUCAUACCUUCCAUCCCCGCAUUCCCUAAGACAUCGAAUACUAUUAAAGGGUAAAAAGCUAGUGCCGAGUUCUGAUGGGGAAGAUGGAGAGGUAAGUGAGGAGGAUGAAGGAGCAGAGAUGUGCCAGAAGAUAAAGGCAGUUAAUAGUGGAGGGGCAGCGCCUGGAGGAAGUGAGAAGGACACUGUGCAGAAAAUCGUUGUCACGUCUAGUCCUUCGAGCGUUCCCCCCAAACGUUUCCAACUGUUGAAGGAGCUCUCGGACUUAGUAAAUCUUUGCCAGUCUGUCACCUUUAUUGACUUUCCAACCUCGUCCAAAAGCCAAAAACCUUGGGAGGUGUGCUCUUUUCACGAGUCUUUAGCAGUGCGUCUUGCUAGCGACAGCCCUGGGGACUUUGUCAACCACAACAAGCACUUCUUGUCACGGGUGUACCCCAACCCUAUGCGUAUUGACUCGAGCAACAUGAACCCCCAGGACCUGUGGAAGUGCGGUUGCCAGAUAGUGUCAAUGAAUUUUCAGACAGCAGGACUGAUGAUGGACCUAAACACAGCCUGGUUCCGGCAGAAUGGGAACUGCGGUUACGUUCUGCGUCCGGCCAUCAUGCGGCAGGAGGUGUCUUACUUCAGCGCUGACACCAGAGACACGGUGCCUGGUGUGUCUCCGCAGCUGCUCCACGUGAAGGUCAUUAGCGGCCAGAAUCUGCCAAAGCCCAAAGGUUCUGGGGCUAAAGGGGACGUGGUGGACCCAUAUGUAUAUGUGGAGAUCCAUGGCAUCCCAGCUGACUGCACAGAGCGCCGCACUAGGACUGUGAGCCAGAAUGGAGACAACCCAAUCUUCGAUGAGAGCUUUGAGUUCCAGAUCAACCUGCCUGAGCUUGCUAUGGUUCGCUUUGUGGUGCUGGAUGAUGACUUUAUUGGGGAUGAAUUCAUAGGUCAGUAUACCAUACCUCUGGAGUGCCUCCAGCCUGGUUACCGACAUGUACCCCUGCAGUCUCUGACAGGAGAGGAACUCCCACACGCCAAGCUGUUCGUGCACGUGGCCCUUACCAAUCGCAGAGGUGGAGGAAAACCUCACAAAAGGGGUCUGUCAGUACGCAAGGCCCGAAAGGGGAGGGACUAUACAGCUCUGAGGGACUUGGGAAUUCGAGCAGUGGAUGAAGUUUUCAAAAUGGCUGCUCCUCUGCUGAGAGAAGCCACCGAUCUGAGGGGAAACAUGCAGAACUCAGUCGCAGUGUUCAGGGAGCUGUGUGGGGUGUCGGCUGUGGCUAACCUCAUGCAGUGCAUACUGGCUCUGAGCUCUAGAGUUUCAGAACCAGAGGGGAUGCCUUUACUACUGUUUGACCUGCGGGACCAGUACCCCACCCUGGAGCCCCAGGGGUCUUUGCCUGAUGUCCUCCGCCGGGUUGUCUCUACUUAUGAGAUGAUGGUCCAGGCGAGCAGAGCAGUGAUGGAGCUCUCAGAUGGAAUCCACGACAAGAUCCUACAUAUACAGACAACAGCCAUGGAGUUUCACGAAAAACUGCAGAGCCUGGGUACGAAAGAGGGGCUGAAAGGUUCCAAGGUCAGCCGAGCAGUUGAGCGUUUCAGCUGGAACAUCACCAUCCUUAAGGGCCAGGCUGACCUGCUGAAACACGCCAAGGCUGAAGUCCUGGAGAACAUGAAGCAGGUCCAUGAUGCUGCUCUGGCUGGAAACCUCACCAAGGAGAGAGCCGGAUUAAGACGGGCAAGCUCCCAAACACGCAGAGGCCACAAUGAAAAACUUGCAAUGAGUACUAGAGGACAGUCGGCAUAGCAAGUAGAAAAAAAAGAGGGCACCUAGCUGCUGUGAAAAACUCUUUUCACUUUUGUGUGUGUGUGUGUGCGCGCGCGCGUGUAUGUUACACUGUCUUAGUUUGAUAGUUUGCCCACUCUGGGAAAGUGUUUUGUAGGCAUUACAGAGAGUAACAGAUUCUAAGAAAGAGAAACAGGAGAACUGAUGAAUGCAAGUCUUCAAAACGCAGCCACUGUAAGCUCACCUGUUACUGAACCCUCGAGCCAGAGAAGGCGGCGCACAGCCAAGGGAAGACUAAUGAAAUGCGAAGCUGCAGAGAUGAAUGUAGUUACUGAAGCCAAGGUUCAGCGGUUUGUACUGUAUUAAACUGUAAAUAAGCCAAAUGUUUAAUGUUCACUUCUUAUGUGCAAUGUUUUCUGAGGUAAGGGGAUGAUUGAAACCAGAAGACAAAAAACCUUUUUGAAAAAAUGAUGGUGACUUUUACUCCACAGUGAUUAAAUUCAGAUUGGUGUGUAAGACAGCUUGCGUGUGAGUUAAAAGAAACAGUUUGUCAAAGAAUGUGUGGAUGUUUGAGGUCUUCGGUCGUUACUUGUGGACCAACGCAGUCUCUUUAUGUCUCUCUAGAUUUUGAUUACCUGUCUUUUGGUCCCCAGUUGCUGCUCUUCACUCAACUUCGAUUCAAUUAACUUGAGGUCCUUUGUCUUACUAAAAACCACCACUUUGCCAUCUUACUACGGUCUUACAUACAGUAUUCUAUAUUUUUGUAUUUACAUUUAAAAAAAGGCUUGUGCUAAUGAACCCGGUGUUACCUACCAAAACGAUCAAUUCCAGAAGUGUAAAUAUGUGCUUAGAGGGAACUAAUACUGUUAUGUUUGUGUUUUAAAACGCUGUACAGUAUUUUAUUAAGUAAUUCUAUCCUUUUACUGCAAAGAAUAUUUUACAUAAGUUAUUGAUCCUGAAUUAAAACAUUCCAGAUACAUAUUAUUGGUGUGGAUAAAUGAGGCUCGACCAGUUCUGUAAAAGGUCAGUUCACGAUUACCUUCCUCAGCAGCCAGGAUGAAA